AUGGCAUUGGCUGAUGCGUUGGGAGUGACAGAUGUGUCAGAAUGGUUGGCAGCACGUGAGGCUGCUCGUGGUGAGGGGUUGAAGGGUACAUGUUCAGCUCAGUGGACGACGCAGCAGGAGAUAGCGUUUAAGUGUAGUGAUUGUGAGGCGGACGGGUCGUGUGCGGUAUGUGUUGAUUGUUACUUCCGGAGUAGUCAUGAGGGUCAUGAUUCCCGUAUGAUAUUGGCGGGUGAAGGUUGUUGUGAUUGUGGGGAUAUAUCGUCGUGGAAGGUGGAGGGAUGUUGUCCAGAACAUCCGGGUUUGACGGAGGCGGUAUAUGGCGCUGGAGUGGCAUUAGAGGAACAGAGUUUGGGAUUGAGCGAGAAGGAGGCCUUAGUGGCCUAUAUGUUGCAGUUGAAUGCGACCAUGAGUUACGCAUGGGAGAACCACUUCCUAGGCCGUUCGGAGAUCCGAUUGAUAAACAGUCAGCUGAGCGAUUUGCUUCCAUUUAUUGCUCGCAGUUUCUACGUGCGCCAGAUCGUCGACCAAGUGGUUUUGUCACCAUCGCUACUGCACGCCAUCUGUAUGGGCGACUCACUUGACUAUCUAGUGGCAGAGGCCCUGCGCCAGGUCCUACUUGCCCUUGUGCCUGUCUUCACCUUCAAACGCCGCCUUGGAGAAACUAUUCUCAAGGCCAUGGCCACCCGACCCGGGGACCAACACCACUUUGUUAAAGCAUUGUGUGACCAUUAUAGCUUCCGGGGACUCUACGUCCAGCUCUUCACCGUCAACCGGGUCUCAGACGACGCCCUCACCCAAGGCACCCUCGCACGAGUCCUUGCCAGCUUCGUUCGAGGCUGCGCCAAUGACGCUAAUAAAGCCAUUUUCUAUGGCCGUAUUCUCUCCGGCGUGCUCCGCGAUAUCUUCACCUCCGCCACUCCGCAAAUCGCCGCCGACUACCUUCUCAACAGCCCCACCUUCACCUGCUACCUCGCCUUAUACCAUGGAGUUGACCGGCAAAAAAGAAGAACCGCCCAUGUAGAGUUCGAAGAGUCACACGACAAAAUGUUCAACAUUCAAUUCCACCUCCUACAGGGACUUGGCCAUAUCUGCGACUACCAUCAACAACGCUUGGACGCCAGCCUCUAUGUACAACCGGCAUACUUCAUCACCCCAAGUCACUUGCUUCUCAUGAACCAUAACUUCAUGUACCCCGACUCACGGAACCAUGACUUACUCAACCAUUUGCACCAAUCUAUGGCGCAGAUGGAGAACACGACUGCACGGAAAAACGUGCGGGAACUGGUCAGCAGGUUCGAGACCUGUUGGUCGCAAUUGAAAACGUUGACACAACUAUCCCUCAAGAGCCACCGGCCGGGCGUAAGUUUCUUCCAACCGCUCUUUCACUUCGGCUAUGGCAUGAUGCCUAUUGACGAUUUGCUCACCGCAUGUAUGUUCACAGUGUGCAAUCUGGUACGUGGCGACCGAACCGCUCCUGACGACCCCAGUCGCAACCACUCAGGUCCUGGAGACCCGCCCAGCCCUGGUGGAGCUGUGGCUUCUUUACGGCUUUUGGUGCCGGUGCGGCUGCAGCCAGAUUGCACGGCCGCAUUGGCGGCGGUUUUGAGCAAGCCGUGGCAGGAGGCCAAGUGGAGCGGCCGUAUGGGCGAGUGUUUGGAUGAGUUUCUGGCGGUGCGAAUGGCUAUGAUCCGGGGCAUGGAGGCGAAUUGCCCCGUGUACUUCGGCUCUCCUGAAUCGCUGGAGAUCUCUAGCUCCAGCUACUUGCUGCGACAGGGCAUGCUGGAGAUUACUAACACUGUGCUCCAUACGUACGCGAUCAACUCCCACUUUUGGAGAAGGAACGGCACCAGCAUGCUGUCGCAGGCCGUGGGGUAUUCGCUCGGCUUCUGGGGACUCCGUCACGACCUGACGGCCUUGCUGCUCAUGAUGGCGAUACAUCACACACUCGACCUCCGCCAGCGCCGUGGAGCGGCGGCCUCUCGCCCGAUAGGUGGGUUCGGGCACGAGCACGCCGGCUCUUCGCCACGUAGUCAUGCGGACGUGAGCAUGGACACCCAAUCACCUGAGGAAGGCGGCAAGACUGCGGAAGGCGGCGAGGGAGGGGCACCGAAGCAGGCGUUUGCGGAGCCGGUAGGGACGUGCUUGUCACCGUUGGUGUCGUGGGCAUGCGAGGGGGCCCUGGAGACGACGAGUGAACGCGGCAAAAUGAUGGCGCGAACGGACUUCGUUCCCGAACACCCGUGUGCGUAUUUGAGUCGGUUAGUGGAGCGUAUUCAGAGUCAGUCAACGGUCGAGCGGGCAAGUGACUUGGAGCGGACAGUCAACCACGCAGCGGCUGACGGGAACCACUUCCGGUUGCUAAGUUUAUGGCAGGUAUUGGCAUCAGUUUGCGACUGGGGAGUGAAGAACGUGGAGCUCUUCGCUGCGUCUUGUUACCCAGCCAAGAGGGAGUCGCUCGCGCAUUGUCCACCCGCGGUGGCCGAGCGGCUGCUCGAAGUACAUGCCGCGGAACUCGUGUGGAGCGUCGCCGGGAACAAAAUGAAGUCGCAUUCACCCUCCUGGGAACUGCCUUACCGUAUCCCCGAGGCCCUCCUCACUGAGUACUGCAACGUUACCGGCGGCUACUAUACUCUCAGCUCGCGCGGCCACCCUUUCUUGACCCGCCCCGGCCUGCAAGGCUUUCCUUCCGAACGCGGUGAAAUCGAGAGCAAAAUCAGCGAGUUUGCCGACACCGCUGGCAUCGUCGGCGUGCCCUGGCACAUCCUCAAGCGCGAAAGCGACAGUCCCUCCCCCACCAAUCUGGAUCCCUCCCCCGCCCGGCUUGGCGGAAACGCAGGUGGAAGCCCGCGUGGAAGCUCAGACAGUCGAGGCAGUCGCAUGGCCAUCGACACGCUGCCAGGCAAGAUCCUCUUCUUCGGCGCUGUGCUGGAAGACGCAGGUCUCUACGACUUGUGUCUACUGACCCUGACGGCCCUGGCCGGUUACCAGUUUCUCACACCCGACCAGGUCAUAAACGUCAAAGGCACUCAGACCCAAGCCGAGGUGCGCGACUGGGAGAAGUCUACCUUCGAAGAAAUAUUCGCCUCUGUCUGCGUCGCCAUUGUCAACACUCUCGUGCCCAGGUGGACAGAGAUAGUGGAAAGAUCCGUGCGCCAAGAGGCGGAAACUUUGGCUGAUCCUUUGGGGGAGUCUUCGCCACAAGCUUCUGGGGACGAUGCGCGGUUGGUGUAUGCAGAGGCGAAGAGGAUUGAAGGCCAGGCGCGAGUGCUCUUGGCGAGAAUCCGAGCGUGCAAGUUACGCGUGGCGGACUCGCUCAUGUCCCGAGCGUUCAACGCCACUGUAGAACGGUUGGAGCCGCUCGUGGGCGUUCGGGAGCGACGGGAUAGCGACCCCGGUCAGGCGGUCGCACACCGGGCUGCCGAGAAAGCGCGCGUUGCGAGCCUCAAACAAGGACAGCUCUUGGAACAGUUUAAGGCUAAACAGAGCCAGUUUUGGGACAUGCUGGGCGAACUCAGCGAAAGCGACGAAGACGAGGAAGAUGAUUACGCACACGUGGAACAUCCUCUGCUGACGGCAUUACGACCCACGGUAACUAAAGAUGACAAGACACGUAUGGAACUGUAUGUGCGCGGCACUCACACUUGUGUCGUCUGUCAACAGGGACCGAAACAGGACGACAUGCUCCACAUUUUCCUCAAUGUCGAACUCUGCAACCUCCUACAAAGAAUGGUCGUCGACCCUACUACCCAUGACCUCCCCCUCUCAGGCACCUGCCUCGCCGAAUUGGACAUUCCCGCCAGGGCACCCGCGGCCACGUCUUGUGGCCACUGUGUCCACGCCAAAUGCAUAGAACUAAAGACCAGCGGUGUGAUGUGUCCGUCGUGCCGCAGCCGAAACAACUUCCUACUACCUUUGCUGCCUAUUUGGAGUCUCGGCGCCCAGGAACAAGUGGAAUUUCCGUUUUAUUGGCCUGAAGACACUUCAACGCACGAAGAUUCUUCGGCUGGUGAGGAUGCUCGGGCAUGUGAAGGCACCGCAACACGGAAAUACCUGGUUCGCUACUCCAAGGAAUCCAUGCAGUACAAGGUAGUGGAAGGCGACGUGUGGUGUUUGCGAGGCCGCGAACCGGGCGUUGUCCAUGUCCGGGAUUCGGGAGAGAUGGGGAUGGGUUCAGGGAUCAUGAUAUACCCCUUGGAAGCGGGACAAGACUUUAACAUGGACACGUUCGUAGUGGCCCAGACGCUGAGGAUUCCGAUUCGACCGCCUAAUAACGGCGACCCUCCAACUGGCAAUCGUCCCGCCCAGGCGACUGCACAACCGACAGCGAGGACUCGAAUGGACCGCAACGGUAACGGGCCACAAGGUAACCAGGUGCCAGAAAGUAAUAACGGUCCGCAAGGUAAUCCAGCGCCAGAAGGCGUGGAUCAGCCAGAAGGCCUUAAUGGGCCAGACCGCUCUAGCGGGCCAGAAGGUCGGACCGGGCCGGAAGGUCGGACCGGGCCGGAAGAUCGGACCGGGGCGGAAGGCCGGACCGGGGCGGAAGGCCGGGUCGAACCAGAAGGCACAAACCCGUCUGAAGGUGCCGGCGGGGCCCGAGAAGGCGACUCAGCCGGCCAAGCUCCACGGCCGCCCAGCAUAUGGCGCCGUCUCGCAGACAUGCUGGAAACUGAACUGGUGAGGGUUGAGGAGCGUCUCACUGCGACUCGAGAGCCGCCGGUCGACGGACCGCCGGUCGAGGGCCCUGUAGCUCCAGCCGCAGCCGCCGAGAACACGCGGUCGGACGAGACCGCGAGACCGAACGAGACGACCGGACCGGACGAAACGGAGGACCGCCCGGCGGCGCAGCCGGGUAGCUUGCGGGUCUUUGAGCGGAUGGGUGCGGGGUUGUUGCGGGUUUUGGCGGACGAGCGCUUUACGUUGUUCGGCCGCCGCGUUUUGGCCGAAGACGACUCUGUUGGAGACACGGUGAUGCUGGCGGUUUCGGAACAAGACCCGGAGGCUUCCGCUGAGGGUCCGGGCGGGCCCGAGUCCGACUCUUCUGGCCAGAACCGCGAGUCCGAGUCCUCCUCUCAGCAGAACCGCGAGUCCGAGUCUUCCUCUCAGGAGAAUCGCGACGGGGACUCCUCGGGCGAGAAUGGCUCGUCGGAGGCGGCUAGCGGUCCGGGCGUCUCGACGGAGGACGCAGGCGAGGACGCUGGCGCCGACGGGGAAGAGCGGGAGGGCCGCUGGUGGCGUAUGGUGAACGAGGAAGAGGCGGCGCCGCUUGGCUUCGAUGAGGAGGAGGACUCGCUGGAAGAGGGGCCGCCCGGUUUCGACCUACUGGCGCAGUUUGCCUCGCUGCGUCAGCAAUUUUGGGAGCUCGAUGCGCGCGCUGACCCCGAUCCCGACGCGGAGCCAAACGCCAUUCGGGAGACAGCGAUGGGCGCAGAGGCGGAGAUGGGCACAGAGGCAGGCCGGGAGGCACAGGCUGGCGCAGAGACGGAGGAAGGAGGUCCCGGGGCGGCGACGAACACGCGUGCGGCGGAGGCGCGCCCCGCCGCGGGUGCUAACGCACGCCCGGUGGACGGGCCGACCUUCGGCGAGGGUCCGGUGAUCAUGAUGCGUGUGGAUGGCGCUACGCACACGAUUACCAUCGAUGGACAGGUGCGACGACGGUCUGCAUUCCGGGACGCCUCGGCACCAGCUGACGGGGGGCUCCGUUUGGCUCAUGAGGUGAAUGCAGUGUUGCCGGUGAAGUGGGUGCAGGGUGUGGAGGGUUGGCGAUGGUUUACGGAGCGUGCGUUGGUGCCUUUGUUUUACGCCGCUUGGUUGGAGGUACUGCGUGCGGGUCGGCACUGUCCAAUCCGUGUUUUGGAUGCUCAAACGAGUGCCAAGGUGGUGUUGUAUGCGCAGCUAUUGCGUAACCUGGUGGCUACGUUGCCGCCUGCACCUUUUGUCGAGUGGUACUCGCCCCCCACUGUAUGGCGUUGGCCGGAUGCGCUCCAUAUUAACCACCAACAGACCUUUCUCCACUCUUUAGUGCGCCACUUGCAACAAGGCCGCCCCUGGACGCAGUUAUGGGCACUCGUCCGCCUGCAGGUCGUCAUGCUCACUCUUACCGUCCUCUACAACCAUUUACUGCAGCGGCUUAAACUACAGCACCUGCGACACACACAACAGGUCGAUGACGCACUGCUGACACUCGGCGCCGACCUCGAAACCUUCUUCCUCGACGGGCACAAACCCUCCCUGUGUGCCAGACAUAGGCACGUUGAAGUCGCUCUCCGACACCUCGAGUGGCAAGGCUUCCGCGAUCAAGUCACCGCCCUACGCGACCACACCGACCCCGACCACCCAGCUGUAGAUACCGACCCGCUAGGUCUACAUACCGGCCAUCUAGCUACUCGGGGUUCAGACGGCGACCACCCGGGUCCGGAUACUCUCGAUCGAAGCUUCCGAAAGACCCACAGCCAGCGCGAGGCCGACGUUCACUCUUCGGCCAAGAAGGCUCGAAGACCCUCGCUAGACUAUCCCAAACUCUGGAGCGACCUGGCGGAGGUCCUCGCCGCCGUGCAACCGCCGGCUGCACGCAAGUCCUCCGACAACACCCUCGCCCGACUCGGCCGCGCCGGACGCGACCGCCAAUCGACAGCCGGAACCGAAACGGCUCAGACCGGGGGCCCAGGGGCAGGGGACGCACCAGGAGAGGACCAGCCGACUGAAGGUCGGGCGACUGAAGGUCGGGCGACCGAGGAGGACCCGACGACCGAAGAGGACCCGACGACCGAAAGGGAGGAUUUGAUGACUGAAAGGGAUCUGAGGACUGAAAGAGACGACCCGAGGACUGAAAGGGACGACGCGAGGAUUGAAAGGGCCGACGCGAGGACUGAAAGGGGCGAACCGGGGACUGAAAGGGACCACCCGAGCACUGAAAGGGACAACCCGGUGACUGAAAGGGACGACCCGAGGAUGGAAGAGCCGGCGGAGCGACCGGAGGCGCCACUGGAGGAGCGCAUGAUGCAGCGGUUCCUCGCGGCCUUCCGGGCACGGUCGGCGGCCGUACCGCGACCGUCGCCGCGGCCUCAACCGGCGCCAGUGAGCAAGUUGGAGGGUGUGAUUCGAACGUUGAAGAUCUUGACUCCGCAGAACCCGCCAUUGGACAGGUUACCGUUAAGUGUGGCGGAACUGCUGAACAAGCAUAACAAGCAGGAAGCCGCAGUUUCCAUCCGGGAUUGCGUUACGCCGAGGUUUGGACAGGCCAUACGCGACCGUGGGAGGCGGCUCUUCUUUUGUGAACCAAACGUGAAGCCAGACGCGACCCAGGCGGAAAAGAUUGUAGUGGAGGCGGACGUAGGGAUGAGUCUGGAGACGCCGGUACUCUUGGACCAGAAGAUCGAGGAGGCGGCCGGCGCGGAUCUGUUUGAGCAUGUUGAGAGAUUGUUGGAGUCGGUGCGUGCGCACACGGGUUACGACGUGGAGGCAGACUGGGUUGAGGCGGAGGCGGCAGUGGCGGCAGUGCUGUGCGACUUUUUGACGUUCGUUUUCACGGCCUGCGCCGGGGUGCUCAAAGUGCGCGAACACAGUCGCUUGAACCAACUGAUCAACCGCCUUGCCUACCCCGCUGAGCACGCUAAGAUGCAACUCGCCCCGCUGCUCGCCUACCUCUACGGCAGCGCAGAGGGAAGCGUCUGCGCCGAAGGCAGCGCCUUCGACCUACAGGCCUUGGCACGACACCCGCAGUUCACGCAGCAACUAGACCGCGCACUGUGUCUGCUCUGGUCCGAUCCAGACCAGCCCACAGACGUGGCCGAAGGAGAGAGGAAGAAGGCCGAAGGAGAGCCGGAGGGCAGCCCGAAAAAGCUGACGGGCAUAUAUCCGUUGCCACGAAUCAAGUUAGUGAGUUCGAAGUGCGACACAGCAUUCCGGACGCCGUGGCAGCGCAUGUACAGUCUCGGGCCGGCGUUGCCUGCGACGUACCACGACGCAAUCCGGCUGUCUUUCCGACGUCUGUGUGCUGGCUGUAACAAGGCAACCGUCACCGGCGUGACGUGUUUGCUGUGCGGCGUCCACAUCUGCUCGCGACAAACUGAACUAGCGAACCACGCCUCAACCUGCUUUGGCGGCUCCACACCCUUCCUCAUGCCGCUAUUUAACCACACUCUACUCGCUAAUGUCUGGGUCCUGGGAGCCGAAAGCCAGAAGUACAAGGCCCCCUACCGCCGUGAAGACGGCGACAACCACAGCGGCCGCCAAGCCCACCUCGACCAAGAGCUCCUAGAACAACUAUACAGUCAGACGGUGCUCAGCACCGUCUACCGCUGGAUGCACCCCCACUAG
This is a messenger RNA of Gregarina niphandrodes, 8316 nucleotides long. RefSeq names its product putative zinc finger in N-recognin. Bases 1 to 8316 code for a protein of 2771 amino acids. Gene Ontology annotation, biological process: protein ubiquitination; ubiquitin-dependent protein catabolic process via the N-end rule pathway. Gene Ontology annotation, cellular component: cytoplasm; ubiquitin ligase complex. Gene Ontology annotation, molecular function: zinc ion binding; ubiquitin protein ligase activity. The transcript has 2 exons. Lineage: Eukaryota; Apicomplexa; Conoidasida; Eugregarinorida; Gregarinidae. The record is from RefSeq and is a predicted model, not a curated record.